Molecule: messenger RNA, 1410 nt
Organism: Melanotaenia boesemani (Boeseman's rainbowfish)
Lineage: Eukaryota; Metazoa; Chordata; Actinopteri; Atheriniformes; Melanotaeniidae
Product: hepatocyte cell adhesion molecule-like
Exons: 7
Coding region: 356-1273 (305 amino acids)
Source: RefSeq, a predicted model, not a curated record
GAAACCUCUGAGGAAGGUUUCCAAUGCCUUGUUACAUCUGCUCCAUGUAGAAUUAAGGCAGUUCUGCAGGGGAUUCUACUGAUACUAGAACGGUGUACCAUGUGUAUUUCUUUUCAAAUAUAAUAGCUUCUAAUACACGUAAAGUAUUCAGUUUUGUUUGUCAUGGAUACCAAGCUAAUUAAUUCACAUAAGGGAUGUCCAGACACACACACUUUUGUCCUGCUUUACAGUGUCUUCUGAGAACAACAUGUACUCAGACCCAGCACGGACUGAAUGAAUGACUGUGUCCUCCAUCCUGCCCAGAGCCACAAAUCAUGCUGACUGACUGGGAGAAAAACAAAGCUUGAGAGCCAAGAUGCAGGCAGAAACAGACACUUCUUCAAAGGUGCAAAAAAUUCUCCGGAUUCUAUUGCUUCUAUAUUUUGGUUUCUUUAAUGCAGGUAAGGUGCUGGCAGUAAAUAUGACUGUCCCUAACACUCUGAUCAGAGGAGCAGUUGGAGGUGAGGCCCUUCUCUCGGUCCAUUAUCAUAGUUUCAGCUUGGACCUGCCCGUCAUCAAGUGGCAGCUCAAGAGGGAAAAGUCUGUCACUGUUGUCCAGUCGAUUGGAACGGACAUCAUUGGAACCCUUAGGCCUGAGUAUCGUGACCGCAUCCUGGUAUUUGAGAAUGGUACUCUGCUUCUCCACAACCUCAGACUCUCUGAUGAUGGAACUUAUGACGUGGAGAUCUCCAUUACCGAUGAUAUCUUUCCAGGAGAGGGCAGCAUAACGCUCACUGUGGAUGAGCCUAUUUCCAGGCCCUAUAUCCACAUGGAGUCUUCAUCAGUACUGGAGCUCAGUGACCAUGUCAUCCUCAACUGCUCCCAUGACAACGGAACCAAGACAACAUACAGGUGGUUCAAAGGUGGAAAGCCCCUGAGCAAUCAGACAAGGUUCUUGAUGUCACCUGAUCAACAGCUGUUGACCAUUACAAGGGUGCUGAUGGCAGAUGAUGACAUGUACAGCUGCCUAGUGGAGAAUCCCGUUGGCAAUAUGACAAGCCUGCCUAUCAGGCUGGCUGUGUACAGAAGAAGCUCCCUCUAUAUCAUCCUUACCACGGGUGGGAUCUUUCUCCUCGUCACCUUGGUGACAGUAUGUGCCUGCUGGACUCCUAAAAAGUCGAGACAGCAACCCAGAAAGCCUCUCUCCAGGAUUUAUGACCACUCCCACCACACAUCUGUCAAUCACUGUGAUGGAGACGUGUCUGAGUUGGAUUCACGUCGUAUGCAGCUGUGACCACACCUCGCCUUUUCCUCUCGUCCUUUGUUAUGAUGGGCUCUUCAGUUCCAGUCCUUAAGGACCACAGUCCUGCAGGUUUUAGAUGUUUCCCAUCUUCGACACACAUGACUCAGACUACUUUGGUUGUUGUUGUG